Molecule: messenger RNA, 816 nt
Organism: Dibothriocephalus latus
Lineage: Eukaryota; Metazoa; Platyhelminthes; Cestoda; Diphyllobothriidea; Diphyllobothriidae
Source: the annotation of a GenBank genome assembly
GCGAUUAACUUCAACCGUUAUCCCCUGAAGGAUCGAAUUCGCAUAAUGGAGCAGAUGCACGUGCUGUGCAUAAUCGUCGGCCGCUGGGUUCUGCCGCGGUACGGCAUCAGCAGGGACCAACUCUCUCAAAUGCUCCUUGUUAAUAUCGGCAACGCUGCUGACAUCCUCGAACUGAUGGAGUCCCUGGAAGACGAUGACGUUCAAGCUCACCCCCCCAUAAUGAUAUUGAUCCUUAUUAUUUGGCAGGUCAGUCUGCUGCAAUUCGUUUUCAACAGAACAGCCACAAUUGACCUCAACAUCCCGAAGGACCCUCCUCCUCCGCCUCCUUCUCCAUCCAAACCUGAGCGAAAACACAAGCACAAACACAAACACAAACAUGAAGCAAAGGAAACUGAUAAGAAGGGAAAGCAUGGUAAGAAGGGAGCGACUCAACCCCCGGACGGGGAACAGGACACCAAUCAAAAUAAUGCGGCGCAAGUAGAAAGUCAGACCCCCAUCUGCAGCGGAUGCUCCAGCCUGGUUCGCUGGUGGCGAAACUACUGUCUCAAAGAGGGCCGUUGUGGAUACAUCUUCUUUGGAACCGAGCUAUGGGCCAUCUGCCUGUCCCUCCUGCUCCAGGACGUGCCCUUUCUCUUUCUGAGGCUUGUGCUGAUCUUCGAGUAUACUGUUCAGAGCCACUCAAACGUAUUCUUUCUUGCCAAGAAUACGCUCCUUAUUAUGCUGCAGAUCUACCGUUCAAUGGUGAUUCUGCAGGAGGAUGGGGACACAAACGAACAGCCUGCCCAGCAAUACCGUGCAGGCCCACUCUUGGCUUGA